UGGUAGGCCAGACGUGUAGAUAACAGAGGGGAAGUUAGGGAUUGUUUGUCAACACGCCUUCCUUGAAAAGCCGCUGUACAUCACUAGAGUAGAUAUAGAACUACCCAAAUGCAUAGGUUCAGGCGAUAGUAAAACAUUGGAGUAUAACUUUCCCAACCACCAAAGACAUCACAGAAGAGAGAGCAAUACGUUUUCCUCUAGGCACGGGAAUAAAAACGCUGGACCCAUGGUGGCCGGCGGCACUCACCUGGAUCCCCCGUCCAAGCCUGGGGCCAACCAGGUGGCCGACGUAGUCUUCGUCAUAGAGGGGACGGCCAACUUAGGACCCUACUUUGAGUCCCUCCGGAAGAAUUACAUUUUACCUGCUAUUGAGUAUUUCAAUGGCGGACCACCAGCAGAGACUGACUUUGGAGGAGAUUAUGGGGGUACACAAUAUGGACUUGUGGUGUUCAACACGGUGGAUUGUGCUCCAGAGUCCUAUGUCCAGUGCCACGCUCCCACCAGCUCAGCUUUUGAGUUUGUCUCUUGGAUUGACAGCAUACAGUUCAUGGGCGGAGGAGCGGAGAGCUGCAGCCUGAUUGCAGAGGGCCUCUCAGUGGCCCUGCAGCUCUUUGACGACUUCAAGAAGAUGAGGGAACAGAUUGGACCAACCCAUAAGGUGUGUGUGUUGCUGUGUAAUUCUCCGCCUUACCUGUUGCCUGCUGUGGAGAGUGUCAGCUACACCGGCUGCACCGCUGACAACCUGGUCCAGAUCAUCAGAGAUAAAGGAAUCCACUUCUCAGUGGUGGCACCCAGGAAGCUGCCAGCCUUGAGGUCGCUGUUUGAGCGGGCGUCGACGGGGAGCGGGCCCCCGGAGUCCUCCCUGCCCGAUUACUGCCAGGACCCCUUCCACAUGGUGCUGGUGCGGGGCAUAGCACUGCCAGUUGCCCCGGGAGGAAGUGCGGGGGCGGUGUCCCUGAAGCCCGUGUUGCCCCCCCAGCCCAUGCCUGGCAACCAGCCCCCCAUCGGCGUGAACUCCCAGGCCCCGCCACAAAUCAACACAAAUCACCCAUGCCAGCCGACGGCCUCUCUCAAUGCUGCUGCUGCCGCUGCCGCCUUGGCCGUGGAAAUCGCACACAACCAAAAGCAGAGCCGAUUCGGGAUGAUGAACACCGGUCCCCCCUUCGGCAACCAGCCCUCGGUGGCCGGAGUCAAGCUCUCCACGUCUAGCCAGCCCAGCCUGGCCACCGUCACCACCGUCUCCACGCCCCUGUUGCCCCAGCAACAGGCUCCACCUCCACAACAACAGCAGCAGCAGCCACAGGUCCCGCCUCCUGGCCCGCCCAAUCAGCAGCCUCAGAUGCCUCCCCAGCAGCCGCCAGGAGCCAAUCAGCAGACUCCUCCAUCCUCCCAGGCCGGCAUGGUGGGAGCUCUCAGCAUGCCGGGAGUGGCUGGUGCUCAGGCUGGCAACAACCCCAUUGGCCAGCAGCAAGGAGUGGCCAAUAAGAUCGUGGCUUGGAGCGGGGUGCUGGAGUGGCAGGAGAAGCCCAAAGCCACCAUUGACUCCAACACCAAGCUGACCCGCUCGCUGCCCUGCCAGGUGCAAGUCAACCAGGGGGAAAACCUAAACACAGACCAGUGGCCACAGAAGCUCAUCAUGCAGCUCAUCCCUCAGCAGCUUCUGACAACACUGGGGCCGCUGUUCAGGAACUCGCGCAUGGUGCAGUUUCUAUUCACCAACAAGGACGUGGAGUCCCUCAAAGGCCUGUAUCGCAUCAUGACCAGUGGCUUUGCGGGCUGUGUCCACUUCCCCCACAGUGCCCCGUGUGAGGUGCGGGUGCUGAUGCUGCUCUUCUCCUCCAAGAAGCGCAUCUUCAUGGGCCUCAUCCCCAACGACCAGAGCGGCUUCGUCAACGGCAUCCGGCAGGUCAUCACCAACCACAAGAACCACCAGCAGCAGCAGCAGCAGAGGGCGCAGGGCAUGGCUCCAGCCGGGCAGAUGCAGCAGGGCCAGGUGCCCCCCAACCAGAACUUCCUCAACAGGGCCCCCCUCCAGCCGGGCCACGCCAACGUACAGCAGUCCGUGGUGGCUGGCAUGCCUCCUGUUAGUCAGGUCUCCAUGAUGGAAGACCAACAGAGGCAGAACACCAUGCUGACCAUGCGAGCGGCCGCCACAGCCAAUCAGCAGCCUCCGGUCAGCGGCGCGCCACCGAAUCAGGUGGCUCAGGGGCAGGCCCAGUCGGCCGCCAUGCUCCGCCUACCCAACCCGGGAGCCAACCCGCAGCUCCGAAGCCUCCUGCUCAGCCAGCAGCAGCCGCAGCCUGGUGUGGGUCAUAUGCAGGGCAUGUUGCCUGGGCUGCAGGGUCUGGGACAGCAGAUGGUCCACCCCACGCCAGGAGGGGGCGCUCCCAUGCAGCCCCAGUGGAGGCAGCCUCUCUCAGGUCAAAUGUUGAUGACUGCAGGGCCCCGUGGGCCGGUCAACCAGGGUCCCGGCAUCCCUCCAGUCUCCAGCUCCAUGGAGGACGAGAUCCUCAUGGACCUCAUCUGAAGAUCUGAAGCUGCAUGCCAGCGGAGCGGCCGCGGCAUGCUAAACAUGAUGGACUAAUACUGUACAGUGCCCACCAUCAGGGACCUUUUUUUGUGACGAUAGUUUCUCUACCCUUCUUUUUUUACUGUAAACAAAACCAAACAAGGAAAUUAUUAUGACGCCUUUUUUUUCGCCAUCUUCUUCUCUUUGAUCAGUUAAACAGAACAUUUAUUACAUACAGUAAGGUGAAAUCAGGUAAAUUGGGCCACUUUUUCCAUUCACUCAUAUGCAGAAAAAUGUGGCCCAAUUUACCUUAAUUCACCCUGCAUGCACAGAACAUUUAUUACAAUACAGUACAUGCACAGAACUGAAUGAAAUACAUAUAGGACCUGGACACUUUGACUUCAUGCAGCCAAAUGCACUGUCUGAUUUCAGUGAAAUGAUGAGCUUGUGACUAGACAACCCCGUCUAGGGAACUGCCGAAGACUGAGAGACAUCAUCGAGUGUGAAUUAGUCCUCUUCAGAAAUGACCUCCUUUUUUUUAAUCAGUACAGACACACUUCUCAUUACCCUUCCCAUUAGCCUGUCUCUAUGUUUUAUUUUUAAGGUAAUCUUAAGUUGUGAACUGUAGGCAUAAUAAAUUGAAAUCAGUUGGAUACUUGA
This is a messenger RNA of Engraulis encrasicolus (European anchovy), 3169 nucleotides long. It is a transcript of the gene med25, whose product is annotated as mediator complex subunit 25. The transcript has 20 exons. The coding region runs from base 227 to 2527 and encodes 766 amino acids. NCBI's taxonomy places the organism in Eukaryota, Metazoa, Chordata, Actinopteri, Clupeiformes, Engraulidae. Gene Ontology annotation, cellular component: transcription regulator complex; mediator complex. Gene Ontology annotation, biological process: positive regulation of transcription by RNA polymerase II. The record is from RefSeq and is a predicted model, not a curated record.